Molecule: messenger RNA, 1176 nt
Organism: Alternaria burnsii
Lineage: Eukaryota; Fungi; Ascomycota; Dothideomycetes; Pleosporales; Pleosporaceae
Exons: 2
Coding region: 1-1176 (391 amino acids)
Source: RefSeq, a predicted model, not a curated record
AUGACCCUUGGGGACAAGCUUUUCGCGCUCGGUCGAGCCCAAUACUUGAGCUACUUUGAAGAAAUCCGGAAACAGGAGAUCGUUACUCCAUACCUACAGGUAGCGUGUGCGUGGCUGGUGCAAGACGCCUUCUCCGCCACCAAACGUGAUCAUGCUACAAGGCUCAUUGCAUGUGUCCUCUGGCCUGGAGCAUCGUGGUCUCUAACUCAGGACCAGUUGUUCAUGUAUUUGGGUAUGCCAGAUAUAAGCAAUAUCAGCCAGCGUGCACUCAUUAGGGUAAAUCGCCCAGCAAAGAGCCCAAAUUCAACGGUAACACUGUUUGGGCAACAUAGCCGACAAGACUUUGACCUUCGCGAUUUGUCACAGUUGUACAAGCUUUUCGAAGCGGUGGUAGACAGCGAGUUUGCCUGGAUGCAAGAGAGUAUGCAGUGUCUUUUGGCUUCUCCUCUCUUGAUGAACAUGCCCAGCGUAUGCCGUCAAGACGAGCUGUCGCCAAACUUUAUUACAAGAUGGAUGUGGUAUUAUCUCUACGCUGAUCUUCCUAUGGCGGAGCAGAGAUGGCUCUUUGAUCAAAACUGCCACGUCCAACUUCCCACUCUCGUGCACACCAUCAGGGACCGGACGUUCGACGACAAGGACGCGAAGGAGGCCUCUCACAAGCGCCUAGAGAAGCAGCUUGGGAGAGAUGCGCUUACCAAGAGACACUGCCAGCCACGGGAUCUAAGUAAACUUCGUUAUGAACUUCUUCAGCGGGAAGAGCUUCCCUUCCACUUCAUCACAUGGCCAAAGAUCGGCUCCGUCGCAUCGCCGAAUGAUCUCGCAGAAAGCCUUGCCCUUCAAGACUUCAUCACCGUCGACGGCGAACCACGCUCCGAUUAUGAUGAGUUGCUUUUGUUCGUUUCGAUGAACUGGGCGGCUCUCCGCCUCAGAGACGAGGGCAUGACACCCUUGGCUAAGGAGCUGAAGAGACUUCGAGUCCUUCUAUCGCGCAGUCGGAGCGGAGCGGAUCCCCCCUUUGGUCCUACAUCGAGACAGCUGACGAACGAGGUUGUCGGUCGAGAUGACAGGAUACACAUCAUCUGUUGUAACUGUGUCUCGGACAAGAUCAGGAUCUGGAUGAUAGAUGCAGGCCAAGGUCGGAGGAGAUGGGUUGUUCGAAUCGAAAAGCGUACAUAG